AUGGCGGAACAACUUUUUAUGAUGUAUGAUGAAAAUAUGAUUGAUGAUGAGGAAUUAUUGUUGUUGCUAGAAGAAAACGAACACAGUAACUUACACAUUGGUUUUCCGUACUGGAAGUACGAAAAAUUUAGCCUUGAGGAUAUGAGAGACGACGAGUGUGAAGUUGAAAUGCGUUUCAAGAAAAAUGAUACUUACAAUUUGGCUUUUUCCUUGAAACUACCAGAAGUUUACCGGUGCUAUAAUGGUCGGCCUGUACCACAACUGUGUAUGAUUACCAACACUGUAGUUGAUGACCUAUAUGAGAGGUACUCACACCUGUUUCAAGACCUUGACCAACCGUGGUUGUCUCCAGAAAACCUACAACUGUAUGGGACUGCGAUACAUAAUAAAGGUGCUGCACUUGACAAUUGCUGGGGAUUUGUUGAUGGAACGGUUAGGCCAAUUUGUCGACCAAAGCGGAAUCAAAAAGACGUUUACAAUGAGUCAUGCCACAAGCGAGUACAUGCUUUAAAGUAUCAGUCUGUUGUGGCACCAAAUGGAUUAAUAGCUAAUUUGUAUGGUCCAGUUGAAGGAAAAAGACAUGACAGCAGAAUGCUUACAAUGUCUGGUCUUUUAAAGAAGCUUCAAGAGCACUCUUAUUCGCCUACUGGUGAAGUACUCUGUUUGUAUGGUGAUCCAGCUUAUCCCCAUCGAGUUCACCUCCAGCGUCCCUUUUUAAGGCGGGGUGCGUUAACCUUAAACCAGCAAGAGUUCAAUCGCUCAAUGAGCACAGUUAGAGUAUUCGUUGAAUGGGUUUUUGGGGACAUAGCAAACUAUUUUAAGUUCAUUGACUUAAAAAAAAAACCCUCAAAAUUGGACUAA
Paramuricea clavata is the source of this 861-nucleotide messenger RNA. NCBI's taxonomy places the organism in Eukaryota, Metazoa, Cnidaria, Anthozoa, Malacalcyonacea, Plexauridae. The record is from the annotation of a GenBank genome assembly.